GCGCGAGACACGAUCUGUAAAUCCAAGCGACAGGUGAAGAGGUGGAAGUAUGAUUAUUUAAAACAUGAAAGUUUUACUAAAUCGCACAAUUUAAAAUCAUGUCUUCCCGUCACGUUCGGGGCGAGAAAAGGGUAUCCAAACAUCUAACCGUGACGUCGAAGUGUCUUGCUAUCGUGCUGGCAGAAAAAGAAAAGUAUGGAGAUGAAAAUUCUGCUACACUUGAAUCAACGGUCAGUGUUGUUCACAAUGGGAAGGAACUCCUGGAGGAUUUCAAACUUCGGAACAAGACUUGUUACUGGAACCCCGCUCUGGUUGAAAGUAUAAGGAAUUUGGGUUAUAAAGGUUUCGUGGAGCCGUCCACAAUACUCGUAAUAGGGAAUGAAAUACAUCUCGAAAAUCUGCGUACUGCGUGGGGAAGAAGGUUGUUGAAGGCUCCAGCAGGAUUCACAAUUGAACGGAUCGGUGAUGUGAAUGGUAUUGAGAUGCAGGUCAUUCCCCAGACCCAGUUCAUCCCUCUGCCAGAUGCCCUGUGCUUGAUCAUAAUGGAUCUAAACAAUCGACGGAUUGUGGCCACAUUGGAUACAAUUAAGGAAAAGCUUGUGGAAUGGUACCGUGAGAUGACAGUGCCCAAUGAUCAAUUAAUAUUUGACACUCUAGGAGCUCUGAUUAGAGAACGGAAGGUCUUCCACUCAGAUUGCAUGGUGAAUCGAGGGACCGGAUAUUUUGUGGUUACACCAGAAACAUAUCGACUCACAUCUGAUGAUCAAAAUGUAACCUUCAAUACCUCAUGGCUGCCAUACCACCCGAUGUAUAUACCAGUGUUCCCACAAAUUCAGAAUCUACCCUCCCAGCUUCAGCAUCUGCACCACUUACAGCACUUACAACAUCAACAGGAGCAUCAGCAGCAGCAGCAGCAGCUCCACAUGCGAGCUCCAAUGAGAUCCAUCUCAUGCCAGGCUGACAUGAAUGGCAAGGCACAAGCCCAUCACUGUCCUGCAGGUGUGGGUAAAGACAUCACUGAGAACAAAAAGGCAGGUAAGCAGCGACCUCGUAGCCAGAGCAUGCGGGGCCUAAAGACAAGGGACAGAGACAUGGAUCGAAACAAGGCUACGGUCAUUGAGAAUGAUGAUGCACUUAAGCGUACCAUAUCGGUUAGGUACAAGACGGACAAGGUUAAAGCCAUUAACAAGGACAUGAACCUGAAGACCAGCAACAUUAAUCAAGACAAGGAAAAAGGAGAGAAGGAGAAAAUGUCUUUGUUCUCUAAAAUAUUUGGCCGGAACAAGAAGAAGAAUGUAGGAACUCCUCCAGCAGCUGUUGUGAAGGAAGUAGAGUAUGCAACAUUCUCUGCACAGUUCCCUCCUCCUGAGUGGCAUUGGUAUCAGCAACAAGUGGAGAAACAGAAACGCACAGAAGAAUGGGUUAGUCAGCAGAUAGCCAAGUCAUGUACCCUGCAAUAUCUACACAACAUGGUGCCACCAGACAGCACAGUGAAUACUGUCCACCAGACAGAGGCCAGGCCAACAGCAGCAACUAAUGGGAGUCAGGCUAUCUCCAGGCCACACUACAAACAGCAAGAAAACAACAUCUCCAAUAGAAAAGUACAUGGACGACGUCAUGGAACAAAGUCUAAAAAAGAUAAAACAAAUGCUAAUGAACAAAAUCUGAGAGUUAGUGAUGCUGUGUUGUUUGUCAGUACUAAUCAUGAAGUGACCAUGCCCACAGUAUCACUGUCCCCUGUACAAGCAGUGGAUGAUGACAUUUAUCAGUCUGUCAUUGGCAGUAAGUCUGCUGGACCACGACAUUCAACUCCACGAUUCUAUGACACCAUUCCCUUACAUCGAGAUGUUGGGGGCUACCGUGAGCAUAUUCUUAAUAAUCAAGAUGAUAUAGAUCAAUGUUCUUACCAUCCUCAUCAUCAAAGACGUCCUCAUCGUUCAAGAAGGAAGGGGGAUCAUAGCAGUUUAGGCAACUGUGAUAAUCAACAUCAAAGUGACAUAAGUUUUGAGUAUAAAGGCAGAAUGCCCAUAAAAAAUUCUGUCUUUGUCCAAUCUAGAGACAGUGGUGUCAACUGUAUUGGGCUGUCUACAAGUACUAAAAACAAUGAUCAUCAAAGUGUUCAGCUGACAUCUCAGACACCAGAUCCAGUAAUAGUUAGAAAUAAGUUGGAUAAUUUGGAGGAAGAAACACAGACUGCUGAGCAUGAGUUUGUGCAUCUCAAUAAUACGAUGACAUCAGAGUACCAAGCAGAGUUUGGCAAACCUUCUAUGAACAACAACUGUUAUGAUAGUUCUGUAAAUGAGGAAAAUGGGGGUAUGCAAAUAGUAUGUGAAGCUGAAAUCAAUCGCGAACCAAUACCUGAAAUUGUUCUUGACACAGAGCCUCACAGAGUGAUAAGUUGUCAAGAUGUAGCUGAGCCUGCUAGUAACAGUGGCAGUCGAGAUGCUCUCAACAGUGAGAAGAGCUAUGACACAGUAGUAGCUGUCAAGAAGAGCGAGAAUACCUCUCAAAGUAAUGACAAGAAAUCUGAUACUCUCAGUGGCGAUGUGCGUGAGCUUAGUCUUGUGGAUAGUGGAUUCAGCUCACCAAGAAAUGUUAAUAUAGGUGCAUUUGAACCUUCUAAACAGUCCAGCAAUAUAUCUGAAGGGUGCUCUGACAUAAAGAAUCAUAAACAGUACAUGAAAACCCAACCUCAGGUCCCUCAUAAUUCUCCGAAAGAAAAGUGUCCAAUAAAUGUAGAACACCGUCACAAACACUCCACUCACAUGCUCAACAAUCACAGACACUCAAGAGGUUACAAGUAUGACAAUGAAGACUGUGGACAGAAUAGAGUCUCUAAAGAUCUCCAUGUAUUUCAGCAGCAGCAACUUACUUCCAAACGGUUUGGCCUGAACGGAGAGUUCGAAGUAGUUGGUGUUGUCUGAAACUGGAAUUUUGCAUCAUUCCGCUGUUGACUUGUACUUGACUUUUAAAGUGCAUAUAUCAUUUCUGAAAUCACUCUAACCAUGUUUUAAAAGAGUUUAUCGUUUUAGCAUUUUUUGCGUUUUUAGGUUUAAAGUCAGCUUAAAAGCCAUAGCCAGCAUAAUGUAGGAUAUGCUAAGAGU
Haliotis rubra (blacklip abalone) is the source of this 3104-nucleotide messenger RNA. RefSeq lists its product as uncharacterized. Bases 99 to 2924 code for a protein of 941 amino acids. Gene Ontology annotation, molecular function: RNA polymerase II transcription regulatory region sequence-specific DNA binding; DNA-binding transcription activator activity, RNA polymerase II-specific. The transcript has 5 exons. Gene Ontology annotation, biological process: positive regulation of transcription by RNA polymerase II. The record is from RefSeq and is a predicted model, not a curated record. Gene Ontology annotation, cellular component: nucleus; cytoplasm. NCBI's taxonomy places the organism in Eukaryota, Metazoa, Mollusca, Gastropoda, Lepetellida, Haliotidae.